Messenger RNA from Mirounga angustirostris (Northern elephant seal), 3077 nucleotides. RefSeq names its product trichoplein keratin filament binding (gene TCHP). The transcript is spliced from 13 exons. Gene Ontology annotation, biological process: apoptotic process. NCBI's taxonomy places the organism in Eukaryota, Metazoa, Chordata, Mammalia, Carnivora, Phocidae. Gene Ontology annotation, cellular component: keratin filament. The record is from RefSeq and is a predicted model, not a curated record. Bases 141 to 1760 code for a protein of 539 amino acids.
GUUGCCCCGGCAACGAGCGGGGAAACGGCCGGGGUUGGUGGCGCGCGGGCCGGCGGGACUGGCCGGCGUUGGUUGAGGCAUGCCGGAGCGCGGCGGGGGCACUUUUCGGAAACUCCGGGGCGCGGAGAAACUUUCCUCAGAUGGCACUCCCUACGCUGCCCUCCUACUGGUGCAGCCGGAGGCUCCUGGAUCAGCAGAUGGCCCGACAGCGACACCGAGAGCAGGAGGCCCGGCUUCGGCAGCAGUGGGACCAGAACAGCCGCUACUUCAGGACGUCUGAUAUCUGUAGUUCCAAACAGGCGGAAUGGAGCUCCAAGACCUCCUACCAGCAGAGCAUGCAUGCCUAUCAGCGGGAGAAGAUGAAGGAGGAGACGAGGAAGCAGCUGGAAGGCAGACGGGACAGACUCAGGCAGCUGCUGCUGGAGGAGCAGGACCUCCUGGCCAGAGAGCUGGAGGCGUCGCGGCUAAGCGUGGACUUGCAGGAGGGAAGGAUCCGGGAGCGGUGCGGCAAUCUGAAGUCGGCCCGAGAAGAGCAAAGGAAACUGAUUGCUGAACAACUUUUAUAUGAACACUGGAAAAAGAACAACCCCAAACUUCGAGAGAUUGAAUCAGCCCUUCACAAGGAGCAUGUGAUAAACUCUUGGAAAAUGCAGAAAGAAGAAAAAAAACAGCAAGAAGCCACCAGAGAGGAAGAGAACAAACGGUAUGAAAAUGAGCAUGAACGGGCCCGAAGGGAAGCGCUGGAGCGGAUGAAAGCAGAAGAGGAAAGGAGGCAGCUGGAGGGCAAGCUCCAGGCUGAGGCACUGCUGCAGCAGAUGGAGGAGCUGAAGCUGAAGGAGAAGGAGGCCACCAAACUGAAGAAGGAGCAGGAGAAUCUGCUAAAGCAGCGGUGGGAGCUGGAGAGGCUGGAGGAAGAGAGGAAGCAGAUGGCAGCCUUCCGGCAGAAGGCAGAGCUGGGACGCUUUUUGAAACAUCAGUAUAACGUGCAACUCAAUAGGCGUACCCAGCAGAUCCAAGAGGAACUGCCUCACGAAUGUCUGCUCUCAGUGCCGAGUGCAGAAAGGCGGGGCCGUGGGAGUGGGAGGCAGGGGCCGCAGAAGGGCUCCCCCCGCUCCCCCUGUGCUUCCUCGGCCACCCUCCAGGAGGCGGACAAGCGCAUCCUGCAGGCGCUCCUCGAGAGGGAGGACGAGAACCAGCGCAUGCAAUUGGCCAAGAGGGCGCAGGCUGUGGCCGACGCGGCGUGGAUGAAGCAGGUCAUCGAGGAGCAGCUGCAGCUGGAGAGGGAGCGGGAGGCAGAGCUGCAGCUGCUGUUGAGGGAGGAGGCCAAGGAGAUGUGGGAAAAGAGAGAGGCAGAGUGGGCCCAGGAGAGGAGCGCCCGAGACAGACUGAUGCGUGAGGUUCUGACAGGGAGACAACAACAAAUACAAGAAAAGCUUGAACAAAACCGACGGGCACAAGAGGAGUCCCUGAGACACAGGGAGCAACUUAUUCAGAAUCUUGAGGAAGCCAGAGAGUCAGCUCGUCGUGAGAAAGAGGAGAGUGAAGAACUGAAAUCAGCCAGGAAACAGGAGCUGGAGGCCCAGGUUGCAGAGCACCAGCUGCAGGCAUGGGAAGAGGACCAGCAGCAGGAGGAGGAAGAAGAGGCGGCGAGGCAGGCAGAGCGGCUCACCGACACCCUGCUACAGCAGGAGGCGAAGACGAUGGCCAAGCGGGGCUACCAGCCCAAGCCCUACGGACAUCCCAGAAUUGCUUGGAACUGACUUUGUUGGGAAUGUAAGCACAGAGAGCAGGGACGCUGAGGCCUGUGAUACGCAGGUGCCAGACAGUUGUACCGUGUUCUGUUUGAGUGUUCGGGUCACUGCGGAACAGUUCAGUGAGCCUGUUUGGGUCCACAGUUACCCAGAGCAAGGGCCUCACCGGACUAAGGGGUUGUGGAGAGGCAGCACCCAGCAGGAGGCCCUUUCCUGCCUUUCGUAUCCAAGGAUGGGGCUCUUAGAGUCACACACUGACAGUACUGUCACGCAGUCCCUAGACUUAGAAAGUCAGACUCUGCAACCGUGCUAGGAGCUGUGCGGUGUGUCCCGCGACAGGAUAUAUGGUUUCCUGUUGCCUCAAGCUAAUUGUCCACCGCCAGUGAAGACUCCCACUGGAGAGAUGAGGGAAGUUUCUCAGUUCUUAAACUUGCUAUUUAAAUUUCAUUAUUUGGUUGCGAGCAAACUCGUAAGUCUUGGUGCAGUUUAUUUCAGGGUUUAUUAAUUUAGUGAUCCCAGAAGGAUCACAUCUUGUUUUCUGGAAGAAAAAAAGCUAUGAACUCUGAGACAGUCUGAUGUGCUCCACAGAUGCUUUCUGGAAAGGUAGCAAGAAGUGGGUGUUUCCUCCUUCAGGAAACAUUUGGUAGAACUUCCGUAGAGUGCCCUGUGUGGGCUGAUCCCAACAUGUAUGUGACUGAGCCCCAGAAGGGAGCCUCAAAAGGCCACCUGGGUGGCUAACCUUCGGGCAUAACACUUUGGACCUCUUGUGUCUUGGGAAGGUCUUGGCAAUAUGCAGCCUUGUGGGAUGUGUGUGUGCAGAGGAAGGGGCACUGAGCCUGAAGGAAGUAGAUCACACUCAACCAGACUGACCAGAACUGCCUCUUCCCACUGUUCUAUCAACAUGACACAGUUCUAGAGUAAUCUCGGCAUGGAGUACAAGUUCCCUGCAGCAAUAAUCAUAUUUUUAUGACUUGUAUUUUUUUUUUUUUUUCAGAUUCUUCCUCUGAGGUUUCAGUUUUCAUUAUAUUGUAUUUAAGAUUGCCUGUCUCAGUAAAUUACAGCUAAUUAUAGGGCUAUGUGCCAGGUUAUUAAAAACCUGAGUUUAUUAAAAAAAAUCCUGAGUGUAAGGGCUGCAUUGCCUUCCCCAUGCAUUGUGCUAUAAAAACAAAUGGAGCAGCAAACUGCAUCCUUAAUAUGUUUUUCUUUUUCUUGUCUUGAAUUUCUUUGGCUAUGAUCCCCUGAGCACCACUUUCAUUAUGCUUGCUUUUAUUUGCUUCCCGUUUGAGACAUUCAUUUAUUGUGAAAUAAAGUUCUGGUGUGACGGCA